This is a messenger RNA of Anopheles marshallii, 744 nucleotides long. RefSeq lists its product as uncharacterized. The record is from RefSeq and is a predicted model, not a curated record. The transcript is spliced from 2 exons. NCBI's taxonomy places the organism in Eukaryota, Metazoa, Arthropoda, Insecta, Diptera, Culicidae. The coding region runs from base 1 to 744 and encodes 247 amino acids.
AUGUGGCGGUUAUCAACGUUAUUGUUCGCUGUGCACUGUCUAGCAGCGGUUCAUCUCUUCGGUUUUAAAUUUGUUAACCCGUGGCCCCUGUGUCCCGCAAACGACAAACGGUUGCUUUCCUUGUUUAACCUGCUAUGCAAUACAACGCAAACCACUACGAUCACGACACGGGACGCCUGUUACGGAUGCUUCUUCAGAGCGGGGUCGCUUGCCGCAGGACCAACACAAUUGGCAGCGAUCAGUCAGUGCGCUUCUUUGUAUCUCAUCAAUACGAGCUAUGCUGUUUGUGCAACCAAUCUUGCGGGUAUUGUGACCGGAUCGCGCCCGGUAACCGUUUCACCAACCGGUGCACCUACAGCAGAUUGCUACACGGGACAUUGCGAGUUUGUACAAUGCAUCAGACGAAUCAAUGGAAACAUGCUUAUCAACCAGUGCAUUCUACAAACGCUGAUUAACCGCGAUCUCAACGUGGAAGCACAGCGCGUUGGUUUUUAUGUCAACACUACCUCGUGCAUACUGGCUAAAGCUCGAUGUGAUCCUUACAACCCAAUCACGGGGCAACUACAGCAGCCGCUAAAUGUUCCAGCUGACACAACCGGACGAACGGGUUCCAAUACGCUACAAAUAUCCCCAACUGGUGAUAUACGAAUUAUAUCGUUUCCCAGGAAUGUUGCUGUUGGAGAUGCCUUCUGCUCAUCACGAACUCUGCUAGAUCAGUCAACAUUUGGCAAUUCCAUUUGCUAG